UGAUCCAGUCCAGAAUUAUUAUGGCGGCUUCAUCAUCGUCUUCUUACUUCUGCAUAUCUUCAACCAUCUUAUAUCCUUUCUCUCCAAAGUUUCCAAUCAACCUUUCUCAUCAAUCACAAACCCCAUUCAUCUCCCAACGGAUACAAUCCGAAUCCAUCUGCCCUUCACAAUCCCCCAAAAUGGACAAUGCAAUUCCCUUUCCCCACCUCAAUAAAGGACACUGAUCUUAUACUCCAGAGUAGAUCAUCCCGAACGAAAAGGCUCAUCUUCCAAGUUCCGAGUGAUCCUCUUUCCCCCCUGUCAUCUCAUCGUGACUGUCAAUCCCAAGAAACCACCGUCUGGACCAGUGUUUCAACCCACCCUCUCUCAAGAAGUCUCAACCCGUCACGCCACGGGCGCCAAUCUCUGGCAGUUUCACAACUCCCUCUAGUUUCGAUAAUCCCCACUUUCCACUGCAACUGCACUUGCACCACCUCCCUUUUGCGCCUCUACUCCAUCAUCCAUCCUGCCAUCCACCCAUCACCCUGGACUAGCCGCACAGAUAGAUUAAUACUCUCGUCUUAUUACUCCAGUCAACUUCCAAGCCAGCGACCGAAAGGGUUGAACUACUGUGUACUACUGGAAUUGAUCACAGACCAGUUCACACAGCCUACCCCUGCCCCCCGGUCAUCAUCAUCAUCAUUAUCAUCCUGGAAGAGGAUCCAUUCACUGUAGUUGGGCUCGGAAAGCUCGAAAUGUGAUGACAG
Aspergillus saccharolyticus JOP 1030-1 is the source of this 746-nucleotide messenger RNA. RefSeq lists its product as uncharacterized. The transcript is spliced from 2 exons. The record is from RefSeq and is a predicted model, not a curated record. NCBI's taxonomy places the organism in Eukaryota, Fungi, Ascomycota, Eurotiomycetes, Eurotiales, Aspergillaceae. Bases 187 to 714 code for a protein of 175 amino acids.